AUACACUCAGUACCUUUGCCGCAUCAACAUCUCUAUCAAAAUGGCCCCCAAGAAGGACGAGAAGCCCGCGACCGCCGAGGCCGGCGCCGAGGCACCUGCCAAGGCUGAGGCCAAGCCCAAGGCUGAGAAGGCCGCCAAGAAGGCCAAGAAGGAGCCCUCCAAGAAGACUGCCAAGGAACCCAAGGGCGACGGCGAGAAGAAGGACAAGAAGAAGAAGAAGAGCGCCGUGGAGACCUACAAGCUGUACAUCUACAAGGUGCUCAAGCAGGUGCACCCCGACACCGGCAUCAGCAGCAAGGCCAUGUCCAUCAUGAACAGCUUCAUCAACGACAUCUUUGAGAAGGUGGCCACCGAGGCCUCCAAGCUGAGCCGCUACAACAAGAAGCCCACCGUGACCUCCCGCGAGAUCCAGACCGCCGUGCGCCUGGUGCUGCCCGGCGAGCUGGCCAAGCAUGCGGUGUCGGAGGGCACCAAGGCCGUGACCAAGUUCACCUCGGGCUAAAUGCGCUCCGGGGCUGGACCUUCUCUUCAACCCUCUCAACAAAACUCGGUGUUUCUUAACACCACCAUCAAACACAUGGGAUUGGGCUGGCGCAGGGGAAGGACGGCUGGGUAAGGUCGCAGGUAGGCGGGGUUCGCUGACUGCGAUGGCUGGGGCACGGUGUGUGCACAUCGCUUGCAGCUGGAGCGUUCAGUGCCGUUAUUUAUAGCAGCGCUACACAAUCGAUUGUUGUACCCACCUGCACGUAGCCAAAUGGACGCGACGGUGCCGGCGGGGGGAUUCGGUGCAUGGAGAUGGGCGCUCAUAAGCCCAGG
This is a messenger RNA of Chlamydomonas reinhardtii, 816 nucleotides long. RefSeq lists its product as uncharacterized. Gene Ontology annotation, molecular function: structural constituent of chromatin; DNA binding; protein heterodimerization activity. The coding region runs from base 41 to 502 and encodes 153 amino acids. Gene Ontology annotation, cellular component: nucleosome. Gene Ontology annotation, biological process: nucleosome assembly. The record is from RefSeq and is a predicted model, not a curated record. NCBI's taxonomy places the organism in Eukaryota, Viridiplantae, Chlorophyta, Chlorophyceae, Chlamydomonadales, Chlamydomonadaceae. The transcript has a single exon.